This is a messenger RNA of Gaeumannomyces tritici R3-111a-1, 1089 nucleotides long. RefSeq lists its product as hypothetical. The coding region runs from base 1 to 1089 and encodes 362 amino acids. The transcript is spliced from 3 exons. The record is from RefSeq and is a predicted model, not a curated record. Gene Ontology annotation, molecular function: hydrolase activity. Lineage: Eukaryota; Fungi; Ascomycota; Sordariomycetes; Magnaporthales; Magnaporthaceae.
AUGUCCGCCACGCAGGCUGCGAUAACAGACACCACCACCGCCACCACCACCACGGCCGCUGGCGGCGCCGGCCACCGGAAGACGGCAUGGCAGCCACUGCACCCUGACGUCCGCCCGAGGCUCGACCCGCAGUACGUCAAGCUUCACGACGAGGAGCUGCAGUACUUUUUCCCCGAUCAUGAGAGGCAGUGGGACCCGGCCAUCCGCCAAGGCUCGCCCAACACGCCGCUCGGCCUAGGCCCCGUGGCCGUCGGGGCCGUCGAGACGUUCGACCUGGGCCUGUUCCAAAUCCGCGCAUUCACGCCUAGCACCCAGGGCCCGUCCGACUCGCCCCGCCCGGGCGCGGGGUGGCCGCUUUUUGUUUGGUUCCACGGCGGCGGCUUCGCCUUGGGCGACCUCGGCAGCGACUUGGACAUUAUUACUCGCAUCUGCCAAGAAUCACAAUGUGUUGUGGCUAGUAUUGGCUACCGCUUAGCACCAGAGCACAAGUACCCCGCAUCCAUCGAGGACAGCGUCGCCGCGCUACGCUGGCUACUCUCGCCCGAAGACGGAGUCGCGAAGCUGGGCCUCGACCGAACACGCUUCGCACUGGGUGGUGCCUCGGCAGGUGCCCUCCUUGCCGUCUCGGCGGCCCUCCACUGCGCCCAGGACGCCGACCCGGACGUUCGCCCGUCGCUGCAGGUGCUGAUCGUGCCCGUGGUCGAUAAUACGGCCCAGCCUAACGGCGAGCGCUGGUCCGUCAACGGGCCCACGGCCCCGGGCCUCACCCCGACCCGCAUGCUCUGGUACCGCAACAUGUGGCUCAACUCGCCCGCCGACGCGCUCAACUGGGACGCCAGCGUCGACCGCGCCCCGCCCGAGCUUAUCGCCCGCCUGCCGCCGUCCUUUGUCGCCAUUGCCGACCAGGACCUGCUCGCGCCCGAGGGCGAGCAGUUUGCGGACCUCAUGGCCGCCGCCGGCGUCCCGGUCGAGAAGAAGAUCUACAAGGGCUGCACGCACGCCCUGCUAGCAUAUUCCGGAAAGAUGGACAAGUCGAAGGAGCUGCUUUAUGACUGCGUGCAUCGUAUCAGAGACGCGCUUCAUCCCUGA